CUGAAGAACCUGAAGAAGCUGUUCAGGAAGAUCCAGAGGAUCCAAAACCAGCGAUCGAAGAAGCUUGUGGUAAUACUACAGCUUGUGCACCCCUAAAACAUCACCUUGAAGAAUGUAAUAGUCGUGUUGAGGCUGGUGGAACUGAAGAAAAUU
Molecule: messenger RNA, 153 nt
Organism: Racocetra fulgida
Lineage: Eukaryota; Fungi; Glomeromycota; Glomeromycetes; Diversisporales; Gigasporaceae
Source: the annotation of a GenBank genome assembly